Trichosurus vulpecula (common brushtail) is the source of this 1248-nucleotide messenger RNA. RefSeq names its product mortality factor 4-like protein 1. Lineage: Eukaryota; Metazoa; Chordata; Mammalia; Diprotodontia; Phalangeridae. The record is from RefSeq and is a predicted model, not a curated record. Gene Ontology annotation, cellular component: nucleus; NuA4 histone acetyltransferase complex. Gene Ontology annotation, biological process: regulation of DNA-templated transcription; chromatin organization. The transcript has a single exon. Bases 1 to 1248 code for a protein of 415 amino acids.
AUGGCGUUUUCCAAGCCCGAGAGUAGCCCUGUCAGAGACUUGCCCAUUUUCCUAGCCGGGGAGAUGGUGUUGAUUUUCCAAGGGCCCAACAUGCGCAAGGCCCACUGUAUCUGGGUGGAUGUGGAGAACAAUCAGGUCAAAUACCUAGUCCGUUAUCCAUCUGAGAGCGAAAUCGCUCCAGUCAGGAGUGGGGCUGCGGCCUUUUCCAGUGCGCCCUUCUGGCGGCACCCACCACCUCAGAUCCGACCCACCCCAAGUGGCCCAAGGUUGUGGCCUAUCCACAGCAGCAGCCAAGGCAGCGCCAUGUGCCUGGGAACUCCCAGAAGCGACUACAGCCAGUCCAUGGUCCUGGGAAGGGGGGGCAGGGGCCUCGGGCUGCCUGUUGCCCCCCAGGUAUUCUCUCAAAGGCCGAUGUACCCCGUUGCGCCCCAUGGUUGGGCCUAUGACUGGCUCUCCGAGGGUAAUGUGCUGCGCUUCACUGCUGCCUACAUGCAGAGGGACCGACAUGCCUACGUCCUCCUCCAGAUAGCGGCUGAGAGAAAGCAGCACCAGACACGUCCUGUUACUGCCUCCUGGAGUACUGCCCACUGCUACCCAACGGAGGACAGGGCCGUUGGGGGAGCAGUGGCACAACCAAGCCUGGUGAUGGGUAGGGGGUAUGCUGGAGGGAGAGGAAACAUGCCAUGGAGAGACAGGGAUGCUACUGCAGGGCCAGAAAAAGAAUCCCUGGGCAGGCAGCAAAUCGAGGUCCUCCUGCCCCAGGCCCUGAGGUGCCUGCUUGUGCAAGACUGGGAGCUGGUGACCUUGGAGAAGAAGUUCUUCAUCCUGCCUGCCCGGAAGACCGUCCAUACCAUCCUGAGUGAGUAUGCUGCUUUCCAUCCAAACCACCGGUCCAGAGACAAGAAGCGUGCUGUCAGUGGACUAGUGGCUUUGAUCAAAGAGUACUUUGACAUGGUGCUGGGUACCCAGCUGCUCUACAGUUUUGAGAGACCUCAGCAUGCUGAGGUCCUGGCCCGUUACCCCACUUAUCAGAUGUCCCAGAUCUAUGGAGGUAUCCAUCUGCUGCGCCUUUUCCCACAGAUGGGCUCCAUGCUGGCUUCCACACCUCUGAGUGAGGGCAACCUCAAUGUUCUGCUGAGCCAUUUGCAAGAUUUCCUGGAAUAUCUGGCCCGUCAUCCUUCUCAGCUAUUUACAGCAGCCACUGAUUACCAGGUGGCUUCUGCUGAAUACCAGAAAAAAGCUGAGUAA